Molecule: messenger RNA, 562 nt
Organism: Sinocyclocheilus grahami
Lineage: Eukaryota; Metazoa; Chordata; Actinopteri; Cypriniformes; Cyprinidae
Product: glutathione S-transferase 3-like
Exons: 3
Coding region: 173-538 (121 amino acids)
Source: RefSeq, a predicted model, not a curated record
AGCAGAUGUGAUAUUUGAUAUUUGAUAUAGUUACGACUGUGUUUUCCUCAAGUCUGCAUUUGGACUUCAGCAGCACCACGAGCCGCGCGACAUCUUCAGCAUAAACCCCUGAUGCUGCAGUCUUUUGCAGCAAAACAAAAAAAGGUUUGAAGUGUCGCUUUAUUUCGUGAAAAUGUCCGAGAAAGUUGUGUUGCGUUACUUCAAUGGAAGAGGAAAAAUGGAGUCGAUCCGGUGGCUUUUGGCUGCAGCUGGAGUCCAGUUUGAGGAAGUGUUUUUGACCAAACGGGAGGAGUAUGAAAAACUGCUCAAUGUUUUAAUGAAGAUAAAGGUAAUUUAUCUGAUAACAAUGCAUGCCCUUCUUCAAGCACUGUAUAACCUUUCAUUUGUUUUGCAGGCGUCUCAAGAGAAAAUAAAGGCCUUACCAACGAUCAGCAAGUUUCUCCAGCCUGGCAGUGCAAGAAAACCUCCACCCGAUGAGGUGUAUGUGAAAACCGUGAUGGCGGUGUUGAGCCACCUUUUUAAGCAGGAGGCCCAAUGAAUUCAAAACCGUUAGAUCGAUUUA